CCAACACUCUUGCUUAUAGCGCCUCUCCUGAAUAACUAGUCGCUUGUACUAUUUUAAGCAUCGAAAAUGGAAAACUACGACGAAUCUAUUAUGGUUUAUUGUCCAUACAAUAAAGAGCACAAAAUGUUGCGCAAGAAACUUCAGCAGCAUAUCCUCAAGUGCAGAGAAAUUCACAAAGACACGGUGGAAUUGAAAGUUUGCCCAUUUAACAAGAUUCAUUUGAUCCCAGAGCCCGAGUUUUUCCAACAUGUCAAAUUCUGUGAGGAUCGGAAGAUCAUAGUUCAAUAUCAGACCAGUGCUGCGGCUGUUAUAAACGACGACACAAAACACGCAAAAAUAGAGUCUGAAGAAAAUUGGGAUGAUGUUAAUGUGCCCGAUUAUGACCCCCAGGCCUAUUGCUCCAGUGCUAACAUUGUCCGUGAGCCUAAUGGGCUGUUUCCCUCGCAAAGGAAGGCGUUUAUUAAGGAAGAGAAUCGCCGUCGUUUCGGAGAUGACUACGACAAUGAGGAACAGCCUAAAAAGAACAAGUCACAAGAACCCCGAAAAGGGAACAGACCCAUGCCCUACGAUCGCAACUCGUCUAACAGACGGUGAUCAUGAAUAACUACCAAAUGUUCUUAGUUUCUUGUAAUAAUCCUGCAAAUAAUAAUACUAAGUAUAAGAUUUUUUGUUAGCUUUGUUAGUUAAAUAACUAUGUAUAACCAG
Drosophila bipectinata is the source of this 705-nucleotide messenger RNA. RefSeq names its product asterix (gene arx). The record is from RefSeq and is a predicted model, not a curated record. NCBI's taxonomy places the organism in Eukaryota, Metazoa, Arthropoda, Insecta, Diptera, Drosophilidae.